AUGACAGAUACAACGCUCUGGACGCCGCGCUGCUCUAUACAGGAAGCCGACAAAAUACUCACAGCACCCGGAAGUCCGCUCGAAAUUGAAACACAGGUUGUCGAUGGGAGAGUAUUGAAAGUUUGGAAGAAUCUCUGGCCCUCCGUACGAGCACUCUUCUUAUAUUCGACCAAAGAGCAUGCCGGCAAAACCUGUGUCGUAUACGAGAAGGAGCGCUAUACCUUCCAGCAGAUGUCAGAAAUGGCUGUUAAAUCCGCGGCCAUGUUUAAAGAUGUUUACGGUGUUAAGAAGGGUGAUCGCGUCGUCAUUUGUUCUCGAAACCUUCCCAGUUACUACGUUGUGUUUUGGGCUUGCCACCUUCUGGGCGCUGUCACUGCUCUUGUGAAUGCGUGGCUGCCAUUGGACGCCCUCAGGCAUUGUAUCACACUUACGAAAUGUACAUUGAUCAUCCUCGAUCCCGAGAGGGCGGAGCAGAUCGAGCCAAUAGCCGCUGAUCUUAAACGCGCUUCAGGCGCGUCCGGAUAUCUUGUUCUUGAGGAUCACGAGGGAAAAGGCCACUGGGAAGGCAUGGACGUUUGGAGCAAAGUAUUCCUCAAGUAUCAUAAGGAUCCAGGAGAAAUACUACGCGACGAUCCACACAUUGUACCGGAGGAUAACGCGACGAUUAUCUUUACGUCGGGAACCACUGGCCUACCUAAGGGCGUCUUGAGUACACAACGAGCAUUCCUGACGUUUAUGUUCAACUUAGCCUCCACCAUCGGAAGAGACUACAUUCGACGAGGCGUGCCAAUCCCUUCUACGCUCGCGUCAGGCACGAAUAAUGGUAUCUUACUUCCAUCACCACUGUUCCAUGCCACUGGGACCAGCGCGACUCUCACCGGUGCCUUUUAUGGAACGAAGAUUAUCUUAAUGAGAAAAUGGAAUGUAGCAGAAGCUGUAAGAUUGUGUAAGGAAGAGGGUGUAAUCUCUUUGGGCGGUGUUCCAUCGCUUAUAACCGACCUAGCCGAUAGCCCGUUGUCUGGUUUCUCCAUAGAAGUGAUCACAAUCGGAGGGGCUCCAGUCGCGCCGUCUCUCCUUCGCAGGUCGAAAGAAGCCUUUCCACAUGCAUCGGUCGGACAAGGCUAUGGUUCCACCGAGACUAAUGCGACAUCAGUUGGUUUCUAUGGGCCCGAUUAUGUGGCCAAACCUGGCAGUUGUGGUUUCGUAACGCCUGUUAAUGAUAUUUUGAUAAUGAAAGAUAAUGUCAGAGCCGCCCCGGGGGUAGUUGGGGAGAUAUGGCUUCGUGGGCCGAAUAUAAUGAAAGGGUACUAUGGAGACCAAGCGGCUACUGACAAGGUUCUGACUAAAGAUGGAUGGGUAAUGACCGGAGAUCUUGGUUGCAUCGAUGAAGAAGGGUAUGUCUACGUUAAGGACAGGAUCAAGGAUAUCAUUAUCCGUGGUGGAGAGAACAUCGACUCUGUUUCUGUGGAGAACGCCCUGUACACCGAACCUGGUGUUCUGGAGGCAGCUGCAGUGGGCGUACCCGAUGAACGGCUGGGCGAGCUAGUGACCGCAUUGGUUACCGUCAAACCUGGGUAUCGCGGGAAGAUCAGCGAGAAAAAGCUUUUGGAGACUGCGAGGAGACUGUUACCAAAGUUCGCAGUCCCGGUAAUGAUUAUUUUGAAGGAUGGGGAGUUUGAUCAUACGCCCUCUGGGAAGAUUAUCAAGGUGCAGUUAAGGGCAAUGGCACAAGAAGAGUGGGUGUGCAGAAGGAAGGAAGAGGGGCGAAUGGACAAAGCGAAAUCCAAGCUGUAA
Molecule: messenger RNA, 1794 nt
Organism: Desarmillaria tabescens
Lineage: Eukaryota; Fungi; Basidiomycota; Agaricomycetes; Agaricales; Physalacriaceae
Exons: 20
Coding region: 1-1794 (597 amino acids)
Biological process (GO): secondary metabolic process
Molecular function (GO): CoA-ligase activity
Source: RefSeq, a predicted model, not a curated record